This is a messenger RNA of Abrus precatorius (Indian licorice), 6062 nucleotides long. RefSeq names its product DDT domain-containing protein PTM. The transcript has 10 exons. The record is from RefSeq and is a predicted model, not a curated record. Lineage: Eukaryota; Viridiplantae; Streptophyta; Magnoliopsida; Fabales; Fabaceae. Bases 224 to 5434 code for a protein of 1736 amino acids.
ACUUCCUCUCUCUCUCUUUCCGUUGGUUGGGUUUAGUCGAUUACCCCUUCAUUUCAAUUCCCAAUUUCUCUCUUUUACUGCGCCAAAGGCACCAAAGGUUUGGUCUUCUCUUUCCUCAAUUUUUAGUUUCUAUCAAUUGAGUUUUUUUUUUAAAUUCCCUCCCUAUUUGCUGCUUAUAGAGAUCACAAACUGUGUACUGUGUUAGGAGGAUUGCAGUGUUGCUAUGGAAUUUGUGGGGAAAAGUGUUAAGAAAGAGGUGAAGGGGGUUGGGGUUAUCUCUGGAACAGUGAAAUCCUACGACCCUUCCUCUGGCUUCUUCGAGAUCCUCUACCAAGACGGCGUUUCUGAGGAGUUGGAAGCCUCUGAUGUUGCUUCCCUCAUUCAAUUUCAACCCCACCUUGCUAAGGCCAAGCCUCGGGUUGGUCGGAAGCCUAAGAAACGGCGCCGCUUGGAGCGGAAGCGCGAAAUUGAAGCAGCUUCAGGUAAUGUUAGUGAGAAUUUGGUGGCUGAGGGUAGUGAAUUUAGGGGGGUUUUGGAUGCUAAUGCUUCUGCUGCUGGUGGGAAUUUGGAAUUAGGUUGUGGGUUUGAGAGAGGUUUGGAUGUGGGAAUUGAGAAUGGAGGGAAUCUUAGAGGCAUUGUUAAUGGAACUGUUAUUGAAAACGGGGGUGGAGAAACUCUGGGAAAGAAAAUUGGGUUUGAAGAGAAUUUGAAGAAGGGUGUAUCUGCUAAUGGGAAUUGUGUUAAGGAUGAGCUUGAUUUGAAUUCUAGGCUUAAUCUGAACGAGGAUUUCAAUCUGAAUGAUGCUUGUGGUUCACCUUUGAACACGGAGGAUAGUUUGAAAAGGAGAGAUUGUAUUGAUUUGAAUUUGGAUGUGAGUAAUGAGGAUGAUGUUAGCCUGAAUGCUAGUUACUUGGGUUGUUCAGGAGGGGAAACGUUGCAGCGGGAAUGUAAAUUUGAUUUGAAUGUAGAGGUGUGUGAAGAAGUUAAGGAAGCUCAGGGUGAUGCUGGUGCAAAUGGUCAUUAUGAGGUAAAUGCUUUGUUUAGUAAGACGGGCCAGCUCCCAGAGGAAGAUGCAAAUGUUAAUCAUAGACCAAUAGAAGAUGACAGUGUUCAUUGUAGUUUGAAUCAUGUCUCUGAUGCUAUCAAAGUGGAGGUGAUUCAUAUUUCUGCUGAGCAUGCAUCUAAUGACACUUCGUUGUGUUUGAUUGAGGGAAAGGAAGGGGAACAUGUCAAAGAAGACGCACCAGCUAUUGAUUCUUUACAGGUUUCAAAUGUGAUUUCUGUUAGGGACUGUGAUUCUGUGAUGGUUCAGCGAAUGGACUGUCAUUCUGAAGGUGGUUUUGUCAUAACUCAUGAAUGCCAAGAUGAUCCAGGGAGUCCAUGCAAACAAGGAAAUAGCCGAAGGAAGAGAAGAAAAGUAUCAGAUAACCUAAAAUCCACACCAGAGACAGUUUUAAGGAGGAGUUCUCGCCGGGCAUCAGCUAGAAAACAGGAUUCAAGCACUGUACCAGUGCAGGUCACUGAUGAUCCUUUGUUCUCCUUGGGAACCGUUACCUUAACUGAAGAAAAUCCUCUAAUCCCUGGUUCUGAGAAAUAUGAACAUUGCAAUGAUCCUCUUCCAAAGCUGCAGUUACCCCCAUCUUCUAAAAAUUUGAUUUUAGAUGACGUUCCUGUUCUUGAACUUUUUUCUAUUUAUUCUUGUUUACGAUCAUUCAGUACUUUAUUAUUUUUGAGUCCAUUUGAGUUAGAGGAUCUUGUAGCUGCACUGAAAUCUGAAAUCCCAACUAUAUUAUUUGACAGCAUUCAUGACUCUAUUUUGCAAACUCUGAGAAAGCAUUUGGAAUACCUUUCCUCAGAGGGUUGCCAAUCUGCAUCUAAUUGCCUGAGGAAUCUUAACUGGGAUUUUUUGGACCUGGUCACCUGGCCUAUUUUCAUGGCUGAGUAUCUUCUGAUUCAUGGUUCAGGAUUUAACACUGGUUUUGACCUUAAACACCUAAUGUUCAGAACUGAUUACUACAAACAACCUGUAAUUGUGAAGGUUGAGAUUCUUCAGUACCUUUGUGAUCAUAUGAUUGAAGUGGAAGCCAUAAGAUCAGAGCUUAACAAAAGAUCUUUGGUUACUGAGACUGAUAUGGGUUUUGAUCAGAAUAUGUACUUUGACAAUUGCAAGAAAAGAAAAGCUGUAAUGGAUGUUUCUGGUGGUUCUUGCUUGACUGAGGAGAAUGUGGAUGACACAACUGACUGGAACAGUGAUGAAUGUUGCCUUUGCAAGAUGGAUGGUAAUUUAAUAUGCUGUGAUGGUUGCCCUGCUGCAUUCCACUCAAGGUGUGUGGGAAUUGCUAGUGACAACCUGCCCGAAGGUGACUGGUAUUGUCCAGAGUGUGCAAUUGGCACACACAAGGCUUGGAUGAAUUCACGAAAGUCACUUCGAGGAGCAGACUUGGUAGGGAUUGAUCCUGAUGGCCGUCUCUAUUUUAACAGCUGUGGUUAUCUAUUAGUGUCAAACACAUCUGAAGCAGGGUUGUUGUUCAAUUACUACCACAGAAAUGAUCUACAUGUAGUAGUGGAAGCUCUAAAAUCUAUGGAUCCUUUAUAUGAAAGCAUAUUAAUGGGUAUCUAUAAGCAUUGGGAUAUCCCUGCUAAUUUUAGUGUGGCUACUAGUGUCUUUAAUCAAAGUUCUAUUGAGAACAUGCAUAUGAAGGGAGAAUAUUCUACUAUGCAUACAUCUGUAGCACCUUUAACUUCUUCAGAAACAUGUUUGGACAAGAAUCAGGCUGAUGAUCAAAGAAAGUUGGAUGAAAAUUCAACUAUUGACUGUUCUAUGCAUCUUGGCCAAGAGUUUCCAAAAGCUGGGAACCGCUUCGACUCAAUGACAACCAUAGAAAGUCCUUGUAUUGCUUCAGAAGGAUCAGCUGAUACCACACAAAUGAGAUCAGGUGUUGAGAAUGUUCAGGUAUAUGGACCUAAAAAUUCCAAUAGAUCUGACGAAUCCUUGAAUCAAUCAGGAGUUUCAGAAAAACAACAUCUUGUUGGUGAAUGUUUUUUGACAUCUUCCAGCAUAGAUGUGAAACAUAAAAUAAACUUAAGAUCAGUAGGUGCUAGUGCUGCCCCCUCCACAGACAAUAAGGAUACUUCAGAAGCACCUUGUGAAAUUGACUACAUAAACUAUUACAGCUUUGCCCGAACUGCCUCCUUUGUUGCUCAAGUGUUUAUGUGUAAGUCACCUGAAAAGAUGAAUAAGAAUAUUGCCUUGUCUGAAGAAGAAAUAAUUUCUGACCAAUCAAAGGCCAUUAUGAAGAAAUCUAGUAACUUCUAUUGGCCAAGUAUUCAGAACCUGAGUGCAGCUGCACAAAAGGAAAAAUGUGGGUGGUGCUAUUCUUGUAAAGUUGCAAAUGAAGACAGGGAUUGCUUGUUUAAUUCUGUGGUGAAGCCUGUUUGGGAAGUGCCAAAAAGUACUUUAAUUGGGCUUCAACCCAGGAAGAUCCAGAAUGGACACCUUAGAGAGAUCAUAUGUCAUAUUUUCUCUCUUGAGGUUCGGUUACGUGGCCUUUUGUUGGGUCCUUGGUUGAAUCUGCAUCAAACUAAUCUUUGGCAAAAGGAUCUUUUGAAGACAUCUGAUUUUCUUCCUGUUAAACGAUUAUUGCUUCUGCUAGAAUCCAAUCUGCGUCCUCUUGCACUUUCAUCAGAUUGGUUAAAGCAUGUAGACUCUGUUGCUACUAUGGGAUCAGCUACUCAUGUUGUGGUCAACUCACGCACAUCUUCAAGGCAUGGUAUUGGAAGGAAAAGGGCUCGGUAUUCAGAUAUUGAAACGAGUUCAUCUUCAAAUACUGCUAGUGGAUUGGGGAUGUACUGGUGGAGAGGUGGUAGGCUUUCUCGAAAAUUGUUUAAUUGGAAGGUUUUGCCUCGCUCCUUGGUUACCAAGGCUGCUAGACAAGGUGGUUGCACAAAGAUACCAGGCAUUUUAUAUCUUGAGAAUUCAGAUUUUGCAAGGAGAAGCAGAUAUGUUGCAUGGCGAGCUGCUGUUGAGAUGUCAACAAGUGUUGAGCAGCUUGCUUUACAGGUUAGAGAGCUUUAUUCAAACAUAAGGUGGCAUGAUAUUGAGAACAACCAUCCUCUAUAUGUGUUGGACAAAGAAUCUAGAAAAUCAGUCAGGCUGUUCAAAAAAGCAAUUGUACGCAGAAAGUGCACAGAAGGGCAAUCUGUGAAAUUCCUUCUCGAUUUUGGUAAAAGAAGGGCUAUUCCAGAUAUUGUUACUAAACAUGGUUCUUUGUUGGAGCAAUCCUCAAGUGAGAGGAAAAAAUAUUGGCUGGAGGAGUCUUAUGUUCCAUUGCAUCUUCUAAAGAAUUUUGAGGAAAAAAGAAUUGUCCGCAGGUCCAAUGAUAAGAAACUCGGAAAAAUUCUUGAGAUUGGUAGAGUAAACAAGAAAGUUCCUCAACAAAGGGGAUUUUUGUAUUUGUUUUCCAGAAUGGAAAGAUCUGAUUGUCAUCAGUGUGAGCACUGCAACAAAGAUGUUCCAGUGAGGGAUGCUGUUAGCUGCCUUCAUUGCAAAGGAUAUUUCCACAAGAGGCAUGUCAGGAAAUCUGGUGGCACAAGAAGUACAAAAAGUGCAUAUACGUGUCACAGAUGUCAGGAUGGCUUGCGUGCAAAGACUAAUACUAACAAAAGGAAAGUUGAGUCAAAACUGCAGAAUAUUCAAGCAAAGAAACGUAAACAUGUGUCUUCAGUUUGUAAAUCAAUGAACCUCACAGGCAAUAAAAAGGCAUUGAGUAAGCUACGGCAAUUGAGAUCUCGAAACAAUAAGAUCUCAUCAAGCGUACCUCUUCGCCGUUCUACUAGGAAGGCCAAAUCCUUGUAUAUGCAUAGUCAAAUGAAUGGAGGACAUAAAAAAGGAAUGCAAGGUAAAAAGAAUGUAGGACGUAAAAAGGGAAAGCAAAAUAAAUCCAAGAAGGUGGCCUCUCAGAAGUCCAAGGAAACUACUGGCCAAUAUAAGAAUUUGCCAGUAACUACUGCACAUAAGAAAAGAACAAAACCCUGUAACAGUUACUGGCUUAAUGGUCUUCAGUUGUCUAGAAAGCCAGAUGAUGAUCGAGUAAUGCUGUUUAAAGAGAAAAAACUUGUUUUCUCCUCCGAAGAUUUGUCUGAGUCUCUUGAUUAUCCUAAAUGCAGCCUUUGCUGUGGAAAUGGGGGCACCUCAAUGUAUGUUGCUUGUGAAAUCUGUGGAGAUUGGUUUCAUGGGGAUGCUUUUGGGCUCAAUAGGGAGAAUACCAUACAACUUAUUGGAUUUAGAUGCCAUGUUUGUCGUGAUAAGCCUGCUCCAGUCUGUCCCCAUAUGAAGAUUAACACAUUGUCUCACACUGAAGGUGAUGCUGCAAUUGAGUGUGGAGAGGAGUUAGCUAAUCCUGUUUCUCCCCAUCCUCUCAGUGAGCAGGUUUGAUGAUUGGCAUUGAAAGGACAGGGCGGGACAUCAGAUGCCAGCUUCUUGUAGGGUUGUUUUUCUUCCUGCAGGAUUUGGUGGCAAAAGUUCUAUUUUUUUCUUAAAAAAAAAAAACAAAAAGUUGUUAGACAGGUUCGCUGUAGGAGGAAUGAUGGCUUGAUCAAGCUUCUGCUCUAUUCCCUUCUAUUUCAACUGUCCUCGAAAGGGAAAGAAGAAUAAUGAAACAAAUGCUAGCUCAAAAGGCUGAAGAUAAUUGUAAUCAGGGCAUAGUGGAGUUCAUACAUAUUCAUGAUUGUUAUUCUAACCCAUCAGCAUUCAUUGUAGCAGCAUUCUUUAAUGUAGGACCUUUUCUACCCCAGAACUGAUUUAACCGAUGUCUCGUCAAAUUAACUCUUUUCAAGAAAUGGAGUAUAUAAAUCAUAGCAGAUUUAGGUAAAGAGAAUAUUGAUAAUCGCAGAUAGUAAAUAGAACCCUUUUCUGUAUAUUUUUUUGGGUGUCAUUGACCAGUUUGGAAUUAUUUUCGAUUUUUUUGUAACCCCGAGCUCCAAGGUGUAUUCACUAUUAUGUGCAUCAUUUUAACACGCUGCUUAUUCCAAGAUUCUCUGUAUAUCAUACUACUUGUAGCUUC